GUCGCCAAUGUGUUACAUCGUCGUGUUUCUGUUGUGUCGUCGUCUUAAAUAUCGAUUGGUUAAAAUUGUAAAAAAUCUGAUAAAGAUGUGGAAAGCGCAGGCUGUGGUGGUGCACCUUCUGCUGAUCGCGUGCUUGUGGCGUAUAUACAAUCAGACCGGACCGCUGGAUCACCUGGAACCGCAGAAGACUCUUUCGGAAAUGGGCCUACCCCAACCCGCCGAUCGCCUGGUCAUCUUCCUUGUGGAAGGACUCCGGGCGGACACGCUCUUCUCACACAACUGCAGCCGGGCUUCCUACCUGCGGGAUAUAGUUAUGCGCGAUGGUGUGGUGGGGAUAUCCAAAGCAAGUGUUCCGACUCUGACCACAUCCGCCCAAGUGGCCCUAUUCGCUGGAUUCAAUGGGGUGCCACCGCUACUGCCGACUGAUAAAUUCGACACAAUCUUCAAUCGAACCUUGGGCUCCGACGAGGGAACUGUUCUCAGCUUCACGAACAUCACAGAUCUUCGAGCCCGCCUGAUGAAUAAUGCUUGCCUGACAAUGUUAAAGAAUCGCACUAGAGUCGUGAUAUUCGUAUACAUGGGCGAUGUGGGUGGAGCCAGUCCCCUGGAUCUUGAAUAUCAAAAGAAGCUACACAAUGCCCAGCGGAGCAUCCGAGAUGCCUACGAUUUGAUCGAGGGCAAGUUUAAUGACUGGAAAACUGCUUACCUUCUCACCUCAGCCCACGGUCUUAGCAAUUUCGGCUCCCAUGGCGGCGGAUCGGAUGAAGAGAGGAAUACACCCUUCUUUCUUUGGGGCGUCGGCAUCAAUCGCAUGGCCACAAAUGUUUCCCACAAUUUGGUGGUCAACAAUAGCAGUGGUAGUUUGCCGCUCCACAAGUUGGACCAGAUCCAGUUGGCCCCACUUAUGUCCGCCUUGAUUGGCCUUCCGCCACCGGUCAACAAUCUGGCCAAGCUGCCACUGGAGUACAUAAAGGUAUCCCGGGAAUACGAGAGAAAGGCAAUGCAUCUGAAUGCUCUGCAACUUCUGGCCCAAGCCAAGGCCAUAAUUCGUCGCCACGAGCUUGGAGUUUUCCACAAGUGGCUGCCGAAGUCCAAGGACCUGGAUCUGCAAAGGAUUGCCCACUAUCAGAACCAGAUGAACCACCUCGGGGACAUGGGUUGGCGAGGCAAGGCCAUGGAGACGAGCAUACUGGCGAUUGAAGUGGCUCAAGAGGCCUUGAAGUUUUACUAUGGAUACUACCACAUCCCACUGGUGGUCACCACGGUGCUGGCACUUUUGGGCUGGCAGUUAUACUUGACGGUGAAGAUCUCCCAAAACUCACGGGACUCCAAGGAUCAACGCAGGGGCUAUUUCACAUGGAGCACGAUUGUCCUAGCUUCGCUGGGACUUUUGCUGGGUCAACUGGUAUUCCUGCAAUGGGCUCCAUUUCUUACGGUUAUCUGCCUGGUUGUGCCCUUUGGCAUCUGGUGUAUGACCCUGGCCGAGUGUCCCUUGAAGGAUAACUGGAUAUUUGAACCGCUGGCCCACCUAAGAUGGGUAUUGGCCCCCGCUGCAAUGAUCGUUCUGGCGCUCUACUGCCGUUGUCCCUGUACCCUGACCUAUGCCGUAUGUGUCAUCUUCUACAAUCGACGUGGCUGGGUGCAUCCCUCUGCGAAAUUUCUGGCCUGGUUGGCACUCGUCAUCCUGCUGUGUGGAUUCCUGUGGUCCCAGAAGGGAUUGCAGAUCCUGAUGAACACCAAUUAUCGGGUGACCCUGCAGGCCAUCAGCAUGUUGCUGGUGAUCGUGCGUCCUUUAUUUUGCAACGAAAAUCACAAAUGGAGCGUGUGGAUCAUUAACAUAGGCAUACUGGUUAUUGGAGGCAUUGGAAUCAUGCUUAGGAAGAUGGGCAUGCCGGUUCCCAUAUAUAUCAUGGCUGCCAACUGGACGUACCUCAUCUAUGCCUUUGCAUCGCUGCCUUACAGUGGCACUUCCAGUCCCCGAUCUCGCCUUCAACUGAUUUGCUUCAACUUGCUGACGCUCCAUGCACUCCUAAGUGAUUCAUACACAUCCCUCUUCGCCCAGGGAUUGAUCAUAGAGUAUCAAAUGGGAAUUGAAGUGCACAAGGAGAGCAGGAAAGCAGAGGAGGACGAUGAGGUCAAGGAGCAAAGGCUACUGACUCCCUCAAAGCAUGUACAGAUGUCCUAUCGCUUCGCUGUUUCGAUUCUUCUUUACUUUUAUGUCUCAUUGUUGGGAACUGGACAUUGGAUGUGCAGCUUUACCUAUUCGGCUAACACUGCACGGCUUUUCCUUCCGGAUUCCUGGAGCGGACCGAUGCCACUCCUAGUGCUGAUCCAUUUACUGAUUCCCUCGCUGAUAAUCCUCUCCAGCUUGCAGGCACUGAGCUCCUUUGGUCGACAAGAAAUUCGGUCAAUUUUCACCUGCGUGAUGCUCAUCUGCAAUAUUGUCGUUUCGUUCUAUGUUGUGUUCGUUCCACAUCACGCUAAUUGGCCGACUACACAUCCAUCUGUAAUUAAUGCUCUUUUGGCCCAACUGACGGUUGUCUUGCUUUUGAUCUGCGACACCUAUGUCAACUUUUUCUUCGGAGGACUCAAUAUGAUCAAAAUACCAGCCCCGAAACGAUCGAUCACUGAGGUCCAAUCCCAGAGAUCCAGGAGCAAUAGCCCCACAGUUAACCUGAGUGAGGUCUGAUUGGUGGCUUUAAAAUGGUCAUAAAUUAUCAAAAUGUAAAAAAAUUCUUGGUCUACAUGUUCGGAACUAUAUAGUUUUCACUGAACUUCUAUCAAAUAUAUUUCCUAAGAUUGCA
Molecule: messenger RNA, 2804 nt
Organism: Drosophila rhopaloa
Lineage: Eukaryota; Metazoa; Arthropoda; Insecta; Diptera; Drosophilidae
Product: GPI ethanolamine phosphate transferase 1
Exons: 2
Coding region: 8-2689 (893 amino acids)
Biological process (GO): GPI anchor biosynthetic process
Cellular component (GO): endoplasmic reticulum membrane
Molecular function (GO): mannose-ethanolamine phosphotransferase activity
Source: RefSeq, a predicted model, not a curated record